This is a messenger RNA of Acyrthosiphon pisum (pea aphid), 1154 nucleotides long. It is a transcript of the gene Mvb12, whose product is annotated as multivesicular body subunit 12-like Mvb12. Gene Ontology annotation, cellular component: cytosol; ESCRT I complex. The record is from RefSeq and is a predicted model, not a curated record. The transcript is spliced from 8 exons. Gene Ontology annotation, biological process: viral budding; virus maturation; receptor catabolic process. Bases 152 to 1015 code for a protein of 287 amino acids. Lineage: Eukaryota; Metazoa; Arthropoda; Insecta; Hemiptera; Aphididae.
UAUUUUAGUUUAUUCUCUUCUAUUCUUUAUUUCUUUAUGUUGUAUUUAAGAAUUUACUUACAAUAAUUUUGUUUAUUGUGCAUCAAACUUCAGAGUUCGGGAUCUGGAUUUUACAUAGAUCUUAAUGUGAUUUUUAUUGUAAAUACGUAAAAUGAUUAAACAAGUAUUUAAAUCAUUCCCGGACAAUAAACCAAUAUCAGGAUUAUGUAUAAUAGAAGAUAUUACGAAAUGCCCAACAGGAUAUAAUCCCAUAUCAAAAACACAUGACCAAGAUUCAGAUGCUGAUUUACAUAUGCAGUCAUGGAAAGAGUCUGUGUUUAUUGGCAGAAAAAUUACAAGAUAUCUAUGUUUAUCUAAAACAGAAGGGAUUUCAGAUUACAUUGUAGUAAAUAUAAAUAUAAUAAAUGAAAAAGAAUGUCCUCCUGAUGGCUAUUGUUUAAUCCCCAGAACUAUUGACAGUGAUCAAAAAGCCUGGCGAAAACGUCAAUUAUGUUACAAAUUAUCUAGAAAAAGUCUAGCUACAUAUGCUAUUACUGAUAUUAUACUAUUAAGCCGAUCAAAGAAAGCACCAGAUGGUUUUAAUUUAGUUGGCGAUUUAAAUGGCUUAACACUUUGUUAUAAGACUAGCCCUCAAUCUCCAGAUGUGCCAUUACCAACAUUGACUUAUGGAUUAACACCAACACUGUCAACAGAAAAAAUUCCAAACAGUAAUGGGUCCUUAAGUUCACUUCCCAGUUUAGAAUCUAGUGCUCAUGUAUUAUCCCAUGAUUAUGAUAGACUGAUGUCAUUAAAACCUACACGGCCAGCACCAAAAUUACCUCCAACAUAUUCAUCUUCUAAUUAUUCUACAUUAAAUUCUUAUCAAGGGUUAGAAGGUAUUCCAUUUAUAUUGAAUCAAAAUAUUUCUGUGGAACAUAAGUCUAUUUUUAAGGAUAUACCAGAGAUUAAAAUAAAAACAUCUGAAGACCUUGAUUUAGAGUACAACUACAGUUUUGAACAAGAACGACAAGUGUGAUUUCCUACUUAUUUUAUGAAUUGUAAGUUCGACACAAUUUUUAAAACUUAAAAUGUAUUAAUUUAUAAUAUUUAUAUUUAUAUAUAUAUAUAUAUACAUAUAUAUAACACGUCAUUUUUUCAUCUUAUCCUAUGUUAGA